AUGUGCGAUACCGCCAUUUUCUACUUUUGCCAGUCAACGCAGCGGUGUAUCGCUCAUUGGUCGAUGACCAUGUCUAGACGCGUUCAUUUACGCUUGAACAUGAAGAUGCAAAACUACUUUCCUGUGAAUGUGUCUUCGAUGGAUCCUUCUAAGCAGGCAUUCCUGAUACAGCAAUCUUUAAAUAAGGUUUUUUUUUCAAAGACAUCUAUUAUUAUUAUUAUUAUUAUUAUUAUUAUUAUUAUUAUUAUUAUUAUUAUUAUUAUUAUUAUUAUUAUUAUUAUUAUUAUUAUUAUUAUUAUUAUUAUUAUUAUUAUUAUUAUUAUUAUUAUUAUUAUUAUUAUUAUUGUUAUUAUUAUUAUUAUUAUUAUUAUUAUUAUUAUUAUUAUUAUUAUUAUAUUAUUAUUAUAUUAUUAUUAUUAUUAUUAUUAUUAUUAUAUAUUAUUAUUAUUAUUAUUAUUAUUAUUAUUAUUAUUAUUAUUAUUAUUAUUAUAUUAUUAUUAUAUUAUUAUAUAUUAUAUAUUAUUAUAUAUAUAUAUAUAUAUAUAUUUUAUUAUUAUUAUUAUUAUUAUUAUUAUUAUUAUUAUUAUUAUUAUUAUUAUUAUUAUUAUUAUUAUUAUUAUUAUUAUUAUUAUUAUUAUUAUUAUUAUUAUUAUUAUUAUUAUUAUUAUUAUUAUUAUUAUUAUUAUUAUUAUUAUUAUUAUUAUUAUUAUUAUUAUUAUUAUUAUUAUUAUUAUUAUUAUUAUUAUUAUUAUUAUAUUAUUAUUAUUAUUAUUAUUAUUAUUAUUAUUAUUAUUAUUAUUAUUAUUAUUAUUAUUAUUAUUAUUAUUAUUAUUAUUAUUAUUAUUAUUAUUAUUAUUAUUAUUAUUAUUAUUAUUAUUAUUAUUAUUAUUAUUAUUAUUAUUAUUAUUAUUAUUAUUAUUAUUAUUAUUAUUAUUAUUAUUAUUAUUAUUAUUAUUAUUAUUAUUAUUAUUAUUAUUAUUAUUAUUAUUAUUAUUAUUAUUAUUAUUAUUAUUAUUAUUAUUAUUAUUAUUAUUAUUAUUAUUAUUAUUAUUAUUAUUAUUAUUAUUAUUAUUAUUAUUAUUAUUAUUAUUAUUAUUAUUAUUAUUAUUAUUAUUAUUAUUAUUAUUAUUAUUAUUAUUAUUAUUAUUAUUAUUAUUAUUAUUAUUAUUAUUAUUAUUAUUAUUAUUAUUAUUAUUAUUAUUAUUAUUAUUAUUAUUAUUAUUAUUAUUAUUAUUAUUAUUAUUAUUAUUAUUAUUAUUAUUAUUAUUAUUAUUAUUAUUAUUAUUAUUAUUAUUAUUAUUAUUAUUAUUAUUAUUAUUAUUAUUAUUAUUAUUAUUAUUAUUAUUAUUAUUCAAGACACUUGAAAGUAUAUAUUUCCAGUUUGUUGGUGCUACCGGGGAGCAGCUGGCUCCGGGUGCAGUGCCUCAACAACCCGUUCUAGCCGCGGGUUUGGCGCCGUCUGCCCAUGCUCUGUCAUCGCUUCAAGGUCAUCACCUUAAUAACAUGGUUGCUGCUAUUCAAAAGCAGGCUCAGAAUGUGACGUUCAUACAGAAUUCGCCUGGUGGCACGCAAGGGGCUGCUCAACUUGGACCUCUAGACGUGGCAGCGAUCACAGAAAAGGCUCAUAGGCUGUACCAGGCCGGGGACUACGCAAAUGCGGAACGACAUUGUCUGAUGAUCUAUCAACAAGAUCGUAGUAAUGUCAGCGUACUCCUGUUGCUCUCAUCCAUCCAUUUCCAGUUGAAGAACCUCGAAAAGUCAAAACAAUUCUCGACCAUGGCUAUUCAAGCUAAUAAUCAGUGUGCUGAGGCCUACAGUAACCUCGGAAAUGUCUUUAAAGAGCGAGGCGAACUAGCGGAAGCUCUUGAGAAUUACAAGUACGCAGUAAGGCUGAAGCCAGAUUUUAUUGAUGGAUACAUCAAUUUGGCAGCUGCUCUUGUUGCUGGUGGUGAUCUUGAUCAAGCCGUAGCCGCUUAUCUAAGUGCGCUUAAUUAUAACCCAGAGUUGUACUGUGUGCGCAGCGAUUUGGGAAACCUUCUGAAAGCAAUGGGUCGCCUGGAAGAUGCGAAGAUAUGCUAUCUGAAAGCUAUUGAAACCCAGCCGCAAUUUGCCGUGGCUUGGUCCAAUCUUGGUUGUGUCUUUAAUGCUCAGGGUGAAAUUUGGCUUGCAAUUCAUCAUUUCGAAAAAGCUGUUCAACUAGACCCAAAUUUCCUUGACGCAUAUAUCAAUCUUGGAAACGUUUUGAAGGAAGCAAGAAUCUUCGACAGAGCUGUUGCUGCUUAUCUACGUGCUCUCAACCUAGCAUCUAAUCAUGCAGUUGUUCACGGUAACCUGGCUUGCGUAUACUACGAGCAGGGGUUAAUUGACCUGGCAAUUGAUACCUACCGACGUGCAAUCGAACUACAGCCCAACUUCCCGGAUGCGUACUGUAAUUUAGCAAACGCCUUGAAAGAAAAAGGGCUUGUACAGGAAGCAGAAAAUGCUUAUAUGACUGCUCUAGGGCUUUGUCCUACUCACGCAGACUCCCAAAACAAUUUGGCAAAUAUUAAACGAGAGCAAGGAAAGAUUGAGGAAGCGACAAGACUAUAUUUGAAAGCACUAGAGAUAUACCCUGAAUUUGCUGCUGCGCAUAGUAAUCUGGCUUCAAUUCUCCAACAACAAGGCAAAUUGCAGGAGGCGAUCUUGCACUAUAAGGAAGCGAUCCGGAUUGCUCCUACAUUUGCCGAUGCAUAUUCGAACAUGGGAAACACCCUUAAGGAGAUGGGGGAUGCUGCAAAUGCGAUGCAGUGCUACACUCGUGCUAUUCAGAUUAACCCGGCAUUUGCUGAUGCUCAUUCUAAUUUGGCAAGCAUACAUAAGGACUCUGGCAAUAUUCCUGAUGCCAUUCAAAGCUACUCCACCGCUUUAAAAUUGAAACCAGAUUUUCCCGAUGCGUUCUGCAAUCUUGCACACUGCUUGCAGAUAAUAUGUGAUUGGACAGACUAUGAGAACCGAAUGAAGCGACUGGUAGCAAUUGUGGAUGAUCAGUUGAGCAAGAAGCGUCUUCCAUCCGUUCACCCUCAUCAUUCCAUGCUUUAUCCGUUAACUCAUCAAACACGAAUUGCUAUUGCGGCAAAACACGCUCAGCUGUGCACGGAAAAGGUUGCAAUGUUGAACCAUCCACCUUUCAAUUACCCCGAUCGCUUGAGUGUUCGUAAUGGUGUUUCUCGCCUUCGUAUAGGAUACGUAUCUUCUGACUUCGGAAACCAUCCAACGAGCCAUUUGAUGCAGUCCAUUCCCGGGAUGCAUGACCGUUCAAGGAUAGAGGUGUUCUGUUAUGCUCUUUCUGCAAACGAUGGAACAAACUUCCGUCAAAAGCUUAUGAAUGAAGCUGAACACUUUGUUGAUCUGUCGCAGAUAUCCUGUAACGGCAAGGCAGCUGAUCGUAUUAAUCAAGAUGGAAUACAUAUCCUUAUUAACAUGAAUGGAUAUACAAAAGGUGCUCGGAAUGAAAUUUUCGCUCUUCGACCUGCUCCUCUCCAGGUUAUGUGGCUAGGAUAUCCUGGAACUUCUGGAGCUCCAUUUAUGGAUUACAUCAUUACCGAUGCUGUGACUUCACCCCUUCGCCUUGCUUAUGCGUAUAGUGAAAAGCUGGCAUAUAUGCCUCACACCUUCUUUAUCGGAGAUCAUGCGCAAAUGUUGAAGCAUCUUACUGAGCGUGUAAUACUUAAGGAUAAGUGUGCCCCUGUUGAGAAGGACAACGUGGCUGUCGUCAACGCAACUAAUUUGGAACCUCUGCUUAGUAAAGCUGAUGUUAAGCAUACUGUACGAGAAACGGAGGUGGUGUAUGGUCCUGCCAAAGAAAAAAUAAAAACUGAAGUUGUGGUACCGGUAGUGGAAGUUCCAACGACAGAGCCCCUCAAGCAAAUGAUCGGUGGUGGUUUAAUUGCCAGCAGCGUUGUAGAUGGUGUGCAUGUUCAUAAUGGGCUGACACAAAUUCAAAUGCACCAUAAAGCGGCCACCGGUGAAGAAGUGCCGCAGUCGCUUCUCCUUACAAGCCGCCAACAGUACAGCCUACCAGAGGAUGCAAUCGUAUUCUGCAACUUUAAUCAGCUGUAUAAGAUUGACCCAGCCACCUUGGAUAUGUGGAUUGAAAUUUUGAAACGGGUACCGAGAAGUGUUCUAUGGUUGCUUCGGUUUCCAUUCCAUGGCGAAGCUCAUGUGCACAAAUACUGCUCCGAACGAGAUAUUGACCCAAAACGGGUAGUUUUCAGCCAUGUCGCAGCUAAGGAAGAACAUGUUAGACGAGGCCAGUUGGCUGACGUAUGCCUGGAUACACCUUUGUGCAAUGGACAUACUACGGGAAUGGAUAUCUUGUGGACAGGAACGCCCAUGGUCACAAUGCCUUUAGAAACUCUUGCGUCUCGUGUUGCAUCAUCGCAGUUGUACGCUCUUGGUGUUCCCGAACUGGUGGCUAAAAACCGAGAGGAUUACGUCAACAUAGCAGUCAAACUUGGAACCGAUAAAAAUUAUUUGUCGACGAUACGUGCCAAGGUGUGGAAGGCACGCACAACGUCCACGUUGUUCAAUGUGAAACAGUACUGUACGGAUAUGGAAUCGCUGUUACAUCUGAUGUGGCGGCGGUAUGAAGAAGGACGGCCUAUUGAUCAUCUCACUCAAGGAGCCACACAAGUUGACUUCUAA
Messenger RNA from Necator americanus (New World hookworm), 4683 nucleotides. RefSeq lists its product as uncharacterized. Bases 1 to 4683 code for a protein of 1560 amino acids. The transcript is spliced from 30 exons. Gene Ontology annotation, molecular function: protein O-acetylglucosaminyltransferase activity; protein binding. Lineage: Eukaryota; Metazoa; Nematoda; Chromadorea; Rhabditida; Ancylostomatidae. Gene Ontology annotation, biological process: protein O-linked glycosylation. The record is from RefSeq and is a predicted model, not a curated record.